AUGUCAGUGACCAAACCUUAUGAACCAGUUGGGAACGAAGAUGAAUCCAUUCUUCAGACGUCAACAUUAAUUCUUCCUACAAUUUCAAUAGGAAACCUACCUCAAUUAACAGUAGAUCUACUAAUUAAUAAUUUUAAUUUUGUAAAAAUAGGUUAUUUAAAUGAUUUAUAUUUAUACCCAUUUGCAUCACCAAUAGAUUAUGUAUCUAACCCAAUUGAAGGUAUAAGUCAUGCUAUUGAAGUUUAUUACAGUAAAGAUUUAAAUUUAACAGUUGUUCAACAAAGAUCUCCAAUCAUUCCAUCAUAUACAACUCCUUUUAUCAAUGAAGUAAUUGUACCUUUUAUUCAAAAUUUUAAACAAGUUAUAGUAUUAAAUUCAGCAGAUUCUGGAUUAAUUGAGAGUGUAAAUAGUGGAGACAUUUUAAUUUAUGAUAAUGAAGAUUUAUCAACAAAUCUAGAGAAGCUAACAAUCACAAAUUCACCAGAAGAUGAAGAUAAAAAUUCAAUAUUUAUGAGUAAAUUAUUGAAAAGUUUAAAGAUUGGUAAAAAAGAUAACUUAAAAGUUUUAAUAAGUUAUAAUUAUGAAGGUGAUAAUUUUGAUGAUGCAAUAAAGAUGAUUAAUAAAUUAAUUGAAAUAUUGAAAAUACUGAAACCUGGGGAUUGGCAAAAACCGAUUAGUUGGAAGGGAGUUUAUGGAGAUAAAGAUGUUCCAAAUGCUAUGGAAGAAGGAAUAUUUGGUUAA
Molecule: messenger RNA, 741 nt
Organism: Lodderomyces pseudojiufengensis
Lineage: Eukaryota; Fungi; Ascomycota; Pichiomycetes; Serinales; Debaryomycetaceae
Exons: 1
Coding region: 1-741 (246 amino acids)
Biological process (GO): proteasome assembly
Cellular component (GO): nucleus; cytosol
Source: RefSeq, a predicted model, not a curated record